AUGGAAUCUACCGCUUUGGAUUGCUGCCGGACAACACGACAGUUACUGCCGAGGUCUACUGAGCUCAAUUGCAAAGACUGGCCGACAAGAUUCGGAAGGAGCACCCGAAGCUCGACAACGUUCGCCUGCUGCACGAUAACGCGUGCCCUCACAUCGCGGAGAAGACUUCCCAGAAAAUUCUGGAGCUCGGAUGUUGAUGCUGAUGAAGUUCUACCGCACCCACCGUACAUCUCGAACCUGGCCCCGAGCGACUAUCACCUCUUCCGAUCGCUUCAGCAUCACCUGGAAGAGAAGCGCUACGAUGAUCGUGACAACCUCGAAAAUGACCUUCGGGCUUUCUUCGCCUCCAGGUCGCUGGAAUUCUACGCCAAAGGAAUCCGUUAUCUUGUGAGAUGUUGGCAGAAGGUUGUCGAUGUUGAUGGAGAUUAUUCCGUCGAAUAA
This is a messenger RNA of Necator americanus (New World hookworm), 441 nucleotides long. RefSeq lists its product as uncharacterized. NCBI's taxonomy places the organism in Eukaryota, Metazoa, Nematoda, Chromadorea, Rhabditida, Ancylostomatidae. The record is from RefSeq and is a predicted model, not a curated record. The transcript has a single exon. Gene Ontology annotation, molecular function: nucleic acid binding. Bases 1 to 441 code for a protein of 146 amino acids.